Messenger RNA from Pipistrellus kuhlii (Kuhl's pipistrelle), 3058 nucleotides. RefSeq names its product DEAD-box helicase 51 (gene DDX51). Bases 42 to 2087 code for a protein of 681 amino acids. Gene Ontology annotation, cellular component: nucleus. The transcript has 14 exons. The record is from RefSeq and is a predicted model, not a curated record. NCBI's taxonomy places the organism in Eukaryota, Metazoa, Chordata, Mammalia, Chiroptera, Vespertilionidae. Gene Ontology annotation, molecular function: nucleic acid binding; ATP binding.
UCAUCGCCGUGCGCCCGGCCGCAGAGACGCGGGCUGCAGGCAUGGCGCUCUUCCAUGUAGCGCGGUACGCGGGGCCCGAGGCGGCCGGGGCGGAGGCGGAGGCGGACGGCCGGGCCCGCGCGCUGCUGGAGCGGCUGCAGAGCCGGGCCCGAGAGCGGCAGCGGCAGCGGCAGCAGCAGUCGCGGCAGCAGGAGGCUGAGGCGGCCGCGCGGACCGAGCCCGCGCCGGGGAAGCGGCGGCGGCGGCGGCGGCCGCGGAGGUGCAAGGGCGGCGGGGCGCCCGGGAGCCCGCAGGCCCCGCGCAGCAAGCGGCGGAGAGAGGACGGCGAGGAGGCCGGCGCAGGUGGGCCCGGCGGGGCGGGGAGGGGCCGGAGCGCGGGCCGGGACCCGGGUCUGCCGGAGGCUGACGCGCCGCCCCUGCCCGGCUUCCGCCCCGCAGAGAGCAGCGAGGAGGCGCCGCGGGAGGGCAGCGUGGACGCCGAGGCCGCGGGGCCGCCCGAAGCCCCAGGGGAACAGCCCCCCGACGCGGCCGGUGCACCCCCAGCCCACCCCCUGCUGCUCGGGGGCUUCGGGAGGAGCAGGGCGCCGAAGGUCCAGCCUUUCCUGCCGACGUGGCUGGCCGAGCCGAGCUGCGUUGGGAAGAACGUCACCGAAGACCUGGUGCCUCUCGAGGACAUCCCCGAAGUCCACCCUGACCUGCAGAGGAAGCUGCGAGCCCACGGCAUCUCGUCCUACUUCCCAGUGCAGGCGGCAGUCAUCCCUGCUCUCCUGGAGAGCGCGGCCCAUGGGUUCCUGGUGGGCAGAGGCGGCUACCAGCCCAGGGACCUCUGUGUCUCCGCCCCGACGGGCAGCGGGAAGACCCUGGCCUUCGUCAUACCCGUGGUGCAGGCCCUGCUGCAGCGAGCAGUGUGCCAGGUGCGCGCCCUGGUCGUGCUGCCCACCAAGGAGCUGGCCCAGCAGGUGAGCAAGGUGUUCCACGCCUACACGGACACCACACCUCUGCGCGUCGCCCUGGUCACCGGGCAGAAGUCGUUGGCCAAGGAGCAGGAGAGCCUCGUCCGGGAGACGGUGGACGGCUUCCGCUGCCUGGCUGACAUCGUGGUGGCCACUCCCGGCCGCCUGGUGGACCACGUCGACCAGACCCCGGGGUUCAGCCUCCAGCACCUCCGCUUCCUGGUCAUCGACGAGGCCGACCGGAUGAUCGACAGCAUGCACCAGUCCUGGCUCCCCCGUGUGGUGGCGGCGGCCUUCCCAGGGGAGGGGGCCAAGGACCCCUUUGCUCUGCUCCAGAGACGGCGGCCCCAGGUCGUGACUGCUGCCAGCACCUGCUGCCCUCAGAUGCCCCUGCAGAAGCUGCUCUUCUCAGCCACGCUGACCCAGAAUCCGGAGAAGCUGCAGCAGCUGGGCCUGCACCAGCCCUGGCUUUUCUCCACGCGAGCAGCGCGCGGGGCUCCCGCAGGCACCAACGUGGACGCGGACGCGGACGCGGACGCGGGCGGGAAGUACACCUUCCCUGCAGGGCUCUCGCACCACUACGUGCCCUGCCGCCUGCGCUCCAAGCCGCUGGUGGUCCUGCACCUGAUCCUGCACCUGGGCUGCUCCAGGAUCCUCUGCUUCACCAACUCCCGGGAGAACUCCCACAGGCUCUUCCUGCUCGUCCAGGCUUUCGGUGACGUGACGGUGGCCGAGUUCUCCUCCCGCUACGGGCCCGGCCAGAGGAAGGGGAUCUUGAAGCAGUUUGAACAGGGGAAGAUCCAGCUCCUCAUCAGCACAGAUGCCACUGCCCGCGGCAUCGACGUGCAGGGGGUGCAGCUGGUGGUGAACUAUGACGCCCCCCAGUACCUGCGGACCUACGUGCACCGGGUGGGGAGAACGGCUCGAGCUGGGAAAACUGGACAAGCCUUCACGCUGCUGCUCAAAGUGCAGGAGAGGCGAUUCCUCCGGAUGCUGGCGGAAGCCGGGGUGCCCCAGCUGGAGCGCCACGACACGCCCGGCGAGCUGCUGCAGCCCCUCGUCCCGCGGUACGAGGAGGCCCUGUCCCAGCUGGAGAGGGCCGUCCAGGAAGAAUCGAGGCAGAAGGCGGCCUAGGUUGGGCUCAGGAUGAUGGGAUGAGACCUGGCCGGGUGGAGCCGCCGAGCGUGGUUGUGAGCCGGCUUGCUCGUGCUCUGGCGUCUGGAAUGCAGGACUCCUUCAGCCAUCAUGCGGCCUCCCGGCUUGGCAGGGCCUUGAACCUGGUGGUGGGGGCCUGCCUGCCUCUGAACUACCACCUUGGGGAGGUGGUGCCAGGCUGCUGCUGCACUGCCUUUGGGGCCGCGGGCACCUGGACCUGAACGAGGGGACCUCUCGCAGGACGACUGCUCUCGGGUCUGAGGAAGGCUUUCUUUCCUCUGGGUUCAUGGACACUCCUGCUCAUGAACAGUUUAGGCUCUGCCUUUGUGACCAGAACACCUAUUCAAGUUACUUCCCCCCAGACGUAAAAAAAGCACCCAAAUACCAAGAAGUGCGGGAGCCCUGGCUGGAACAGCUGUGGACCUGAGUGUCGGCCUGUGGGCUGAAGGGUCCUGGGCCUGAUCUGAUCAGAGCACACGCCUGGACUGUGGCUCGAUCCCGAGGGGGCCUGCAGGAGACAGCCGACCCAUGAGUCUCAUCACUGAUGCUAUUUCUCCUCCCCUUCUCACAAACCAAUAAAAAUGUAUUUUAAAAAGUGCCAUGAGCGUGAGAAUCGCCGCUGGUUCUGAGUCCUCCACUGCGCAGAGGGGGUCGCAGCCCCAGCUUGCGUUCCCUGUCCCUCCCUCAGCGCCACCUGCACCCACCGCCUGCUGGGAGCCUCACCGAGCCCUCUGCCAAGUGCCCGAGACAACCAGCAUCUUCCACCCCUUUCCUGGGAGACGAGAGGAGAGCGAGAGCAUAUGAAAAAGUCGUUUAUUAAGCCUUUCUGGAGGGGGGGGCAUCAGUGCUCUUCAAAACCCUACUGUUCAAGUACAAAUGAUUGUUUACAAAGUAUUUACAUCUCAGUCUCUAAUCUCAAAACACAACAACUAUUUGGUUACAAUACUUAA